Messenger RNA from Aureobasidium vineae, 501 nucleotides. The record is from the annotation of a GenBank genome assembly. Lineage: Eukaryota; Fungi; Ascomycota; Dothideomycetes; Dothideales; Saccotheciaceae.
AUGCGUUUCUCAAUCGCCAUCGCAGCCUUCUCACUAUCACUGGCCACCGCUCUACCAACAAAGCGCGAACUUGUGGCCCCGUUUAACGAUGACGCUGGCAACGGCCUCAUACCUGGCAUCGGUAAGGCGGUAGACGGAGGUUUCAAUGCCGUCGGGGGCGCCGUCGCAGGAGCAGUCAGAGCAGGAGACAACAGCAAGCUCAGAGCAGGCGACGACAGCAAGCGUGCUCUGGUCGCCCCCUUCAAUGACGAAUCCGCAAACGGACUCAUUCCCGGUGUCGGCCAAGCAGUGGACGGUGGUUUCAAUGCCGUCGGCAGCACCGUAGCAGGAGCCGUGAGGGCAGGCGACAACAGCAAGCGUGCACUUGUUGCCCCCUUCAACGACGACGCGGGCAAUGGCCUUAUUCCUGGCAUUGGCACAGCAGUAGACGGUGGCUUCAACGCUGUGGGAGGUGCAGUCGCUGCAGCAGUCAGAGCUGGCGAUGCCUCGGACGCAGAGUAA